AUGAGUCAACAGGAGCCCUAUGAGUGGGCUAAACACCUAUUGGACACUAAGUACAUCGAAAAAUACAACAUUCAGAACUCAAACACACUGUCUUCACCACCUGGAUUUGAAGGCAAUGCCUCCAAAGGAAAUAUCACAAAAAAACAGCAAGAUGCCACUUCCCAGACUAGUUCUUUGGCUCAAAAAAACCAAAUAACAAUUUUACAAGCACAGAAAGCAUGGCAAAUUGCGUUGCAACCAGCCAAGUCUAUUCCAAUGAAUAUUUUCAUGUCGUAUAUGUCUGGUACAUCCUUACAAAUAAUUCCUAUAAUGACUGCCCUCAUGUUACUCUCUGGACCCAUUAAGGCAAUUCUAUCGACAAGAAGUGCAUUUAAACCAGUGUUGGGUAAUAAAGAAACACAGAGUCAAGUGCAAACUGCUAUGUUCAUGUAUAUCGCUUUCCAAGGUGUUUUAAUGUAUAUUGGGUAUAGAAAACUGAAUUCAAUGGGCCUCAUCCCUAACGCUAAGGGUGAUUGGCUAUCUUGGGAACGAGAUGUUUGUUAUAAUAAAGGAUUAAAAUGGUUUUCUGACUGA
Saccharomyces paradoxus is the source of this 573-nucleotide messenger RNA. It is a transcript of the gene EMC4, whose product is annotated as chaperone EMC4. Gene Ontology annotation, cellular component: EMC complex. Gene Ontology annotation, biological process: protein folding in endoplasmic reticulum. NCBI's taxonomy places the organism in Eukaryota, Fungi, Ascomycota, Saccharomycetes, Saccharomycetales, Saccharomycetaceae. The transcript has a single exon. The record is from RefSeq and is a predicted model, not a curated record. The coding region runs from base 1 to 573 and encodes 190 amino acids.